AUGGCCAAGGCGGCUAUAAAGCUGGCCUGGUAUGACAAUGAAGGCGAACCCUCGACACAUAAUCCCUUCAAGAAAUUCCGGGCGCGACCGCGGCGGACCAACUCCAUUCAACUGGAGAAUCGACUCACUCCUGUGGUUUCCGAAGGUGGUUUGCGACUCUCCGAGGAGCGCCGACGUCGGAGAGAUAUGACCCAAGGCCUGGCCGGUCCAGAGCAUGCGGAUACCUUUCCACCCCAGUCUGCCGGUACAGAUCAGUUGAAUCGCAUUGACAGCGCCGAAAAGGCCGAUACCGAGCGGUCGCUGCGCAGCCAUGACCCCAUCAAUGUGCCGCAACCCGAUCAGCCCGACGAGACGCGACCACGAAAGCGAAGGACUUUUUUGGACAACACAUUCCGAUCCAGCGCUGACGAGGAUCGCAUGACCGCCGACUCCAGCAAGUCUAUGCCCGACAAGCAAAAAUUUACUGCCGUCGGACAACUGAAAGCCACACUGUUCAAUUCCUGGAUCAAUGUCCUACUCUUCGCCGCACCCGUGGGAAUUGCGUUAAAUUAUGUCAACGUCCCUCCGGUGGCGGUUUUCGUGGUCAACUUCAUCGCCAUUAUUCCCCUUGCCGCCAUGCUGAGUUAUGCGACCGAGGAGAUCGCCAUGCGUACUGGUGAGACUAUCGGUGGUCUUCUGAAUGCUACCUUCGGUAACGCGGUAGAGCUGAUUGUCGCGAUCAUCGCCUUGGUUGACGGAGAAGUCGUGAUUGUGCAGACGUCCUUGAUCGGUAGUAUGCUGUCCAACCUGCUCUUGGUCAUGGGUAUGUGUUUCUUCUUCGGCGGCAUCGACCGCCUGGAGCAACACUUCAAUCCCGUGGUUGCACAAACCGCAGCCAGUCUUUUGGCGUUGGCUGUGGCCAGUCUUAUCAUUCCUACAGCUUUCCAUGCUUGGUCAGAUGCUGGGGAGACUGGAAUUGCGGAAUUGUCCCGCGGCACCAGUGUUAUAUUACUGGUUGUAUAUGGAUGUUAUCUGUUCUUCCAGCUCAAGUCGCACACAGAGAUCUACAACGCCCCUAGCCCCAAGGUGGAAAGAAGACGCCAGAAAAUCAACGAAGGCGACGCCAGUCGGGGGAUCGCACAGAUUGGCAAGAUGACGGCCUCGAUGGCUGGUGAGCAUGCUCAGAAGGUGGAGCUUCAGGAACCAGACGAUGAGGAACAGCCUCAGCUCAGCAUCUGGGUGGCCGUGCUGACACUUGUCAUCUCGACUGUCUUUGUUGCGCUUUGUGCCGAGUUCAUGGUUGAUUCUAUCGAUGCUCUCACACAGACCGGCAAUAUCUCGGAGACCUUUGUGGGGUUGAUCCUUCUUCCCAUUGUGGGUAACGCGGCCGAGCACGCGACGGCUGUCACCGUGGCUUGCAAGGACAAGAUGGACCUAGCCAUCGGCGUGGCCGUCGGCUCAAGUAUGCAGAUCGCGUUGUUGGUGUUGCCCUUGAUCAUUGUGAUCGGGUGGGGAAUGGGCAAUGAUGACAUGACCCUCUACUUUGACGGUUUCCAGGUGAUCCUACUAUUUGUUGCUGUUCUUCUGGUCAACUAUCUCAUCGCCGAUGGAAAGUCGCACUGGCUCGAGGGUGUUUUACUCAUGAUGAUGUACUUGAUCAUUGCCGUGGCUGCUUGGUUUUACCCGAGCAAGACCACCGUCACUUAA
Molecule: messenger RNA, 1686 nt
Organism: Aspergillus aculeatus ATCC 16872
Lineage: Eukaryota; Fungi; Ascomycota; Eurotiomycetes; Eurotiales; Aspergillaceae
Product: hydrogen/calcium exchanger domain-containing protein
Exons: 6
Coding region: 1-1686 (561 amino acids)
Biological process (GO): calcium ion transmembrane transport; intracellular calcium ion homeostasis
Cellular component (GO): fungal-type vacuole membrane
Molecular function (GO): calcium:proton antiporter activity
Source: RefSeq, a predicted model, not a curated record